AUGUCCCCGCCUCGCGCGAACGGCACAAAUGGCAACAACCACGUUGAGGCUGCAGAUCUGAACAAGAAUCCUCCAGUCCCCGUCGACGAUGAUGCCGCCGAAAGGCUGCAAGAACUGAACCUUGAGAUACUUUCGCCGUCCACGCGAGCCAUCCACGCCGACGACGCCCUCAAUGUGCUCGCAGACGUCGCACCACCCGUCCAUGUCAGUACAACUUUUCGCUACGCAAAAGACCCUGCAAACUUGACGCCCUCCCACCUACGCAGUGACCCUCUUGGAUCAACAGAACACAUCUAUUCCAGAUACUCGACACAUUCGACAUCACGCCUAGAGACGAUACUCGAGACCCUUCUGCACGCUCCCUGCCUGACGUACUCUUCUGGUCUGUCGGCAUUCUAUGCUCUGCUCGUCUUCCUCCGUCCUAAGCGGGUGGCUAUCGGCGACGGCUACCAUGGAUGCCAUGGCGUGCUUGACCUGUAUAUGCGUACGUCGAAGUGCGAGAAACUCCCGCUGGACUGCAAGCCAGAAGAGCUAGACGAAGGCAACUUGAUCGCUUUGGAAACACCUGUCAAUCCGACUGGCAAGGCCUUCAACAUCCAGCACUACGCAGACAUAGCUCGUUCACGACGCGCAUAUCUCAUGGUCGACUCAACGUUCGCGCCGCCUCCUCUACAGGACCCUUUCAGGCAUGGCGCAGAUUUUGUGAUGCACUCUGGCACGAAAUAUAUCGGCGGGCAUUCUGACAUGCUCUGCGGUGUUCUGGCUGUGAAGAACAAGGCCUCGUUAGCACCAAUGAAGAAAGACCGGCAUUUCUUAGGCUCAGUCAUGGGUGGCCUCGAGGGCUGGCUCGGUGUCAGGAGUGUGCGGACAUUAGAGCUUAGAGUUAUGAGACAGGCGGAUACUGCUGAGCGCAUAGUCCAAGCAUUAGAUUAUGCGCUUAGUGGUCAUAGUGUGGGCACAGGCCUCUCGAAAUCUGAUGUGGAGGCUAUCCAAGCUGUUGUCAGGGAGGUCCACCAUGCAAGUUUACAAGAGGCCGACAAGAAGACGUGGUUGCGAAAGCAGAUGCCUAAGGGGUAUGGUCCUGUGUUCUCCAUCGUGAUGAAGGAAGACGUCUUUGCAAAGCACCUGCCAAGCAAGCUGAACCUCUUCCACCAUGCCACGAGUUUGGGAGGCGUGGAGAGCUUGAUCGAAUGGCGUACUAUGUCAGAUGCAACCGUUUCGCCAGACAUGCUCCGAGUAAGCAUAGGCAUCGAAGACUAUCAAGAUCUUCUGGACGAUCUGCUGCAGGCAUUCCGGGAGGUAGCCAAGCUGAGACAGUCAUAG
Cyphellophora attinorum is the source of this 1323-nucleotide messenger RNA. Its product is annotated as putative trans-sulfuration enzyme. Bases 1 to 1323 code for a protein of 440 amino acids. NCBI's taxonomy places the organism in Eukaryota, Fungi, Ascomycota, Eurotiomycetes, Chaetothyriales, Cyphellophoraceae. Gene Ontology annotation, cellular component: cytoplasm. The record is from RefSeq and is a predicted model, not a curated record. The transcript has 3 exons. Gene Ontology annotation, molecular function: pyridoxal phosphate binding; carbon-sulfur lyase activity. Gene Ontology annotation, biological process: transsulfuration.